AUUGUGUUGUGCUGUUGCUAUUGCUGUCGACCGUAUGUGCUAGCACCUCGUGUUCGACCCGUGUCAACAGCCAUGCUUGGAACGUCAUGCUAGCUAGCAAGUAUUCAUUCAGCCUUGUUACUUGAAUGCUUUCAAUGGACUGGAGGGGUAUUGAUUGGUAGCUGAUCAACUUUAGAAUUUCAGCAUACCGCAUCAUGUCUCUCCCAGCUGGACCUGUCGAGACGACCGCAAUGACUCCAAUGAUUGAGCCUGAUGAGCAAGACUCGUACUCGGAUCAGAUCUCGUCACUCGAAGAUGAGCUUGAUGAAAAACUUGAUCCGGGAAUACAUGAUUCCCAGGACCCCGACAUCAUAUCUACUACUACCCUGAUUCAAGGUGUCGACAACACCCUUUCCAUUUCCUCUGGGGACGACGACACCGAAACUACACCUUUAGUCGUCCAACAUUUCGACUAUGAUGAGUAUGAGGAUGAAGAAGAAGACUUGGAUGUGCCACAGCCAAUCGCACUUCCCACACAGGAUUUGUCCCGAUGGCAACGCGUCAAACACACCCUUCGACCCUAUAUCCCAUCAUGGAAGUCCCUCCUGCCAACAUAUAUCAUCACCAGCCGAAUCUCAUCAGCUGGUGAUCGGCCAACCGCAUAUCUCGAUGCCCUACGAGGCUACGCCGCUUUCGUGGUAUACAUUUCCCAUUUGUGGUACAUCUUUAUGCAAGACACAUGGCGUCGAUAUCCCUUUGUAAGCACGCUUUUCAGCGGAGUUGGAUCAGUUUCACUCUUUUACAUCAUUUCUGGGUACGCACUUGGCCACGGCUUAUUACUGGAGAUGCACAGGAUGGACCACGCACGAAUGCUACACCGACUGGCAUCAUUGUCAUUUCGACGGUACCUCCGUCUCUACGGGAGCUGUGUCGCCGCGUUCAUCAUUGCGUUCUUCCUAGUCCGACUCCGGAUAUACAAUGGAGUCGACAUUAAAAUCCAUCAAGACUCCAUUCUGGCUCAACUACGUCAUUGGUUUACCGAUGUGUUCAGAUUCUGUAACCCAUUUGCACCUGGCAUCAACGACAUUGUCUUCAACGGGUCGAUUGGGUCGGAUUAUCUGCCACAGCUAUGGACUAUUCCAGUCGAAUUUCGUGGGAGUCUGUUUUUGUUCUUUUUCUGCACCGCCAUUCUCCGAUUAACAACACGAACUCGCAUGAUCCUCAUGUGGGUCGUCAUGAUUGUUAGUUACUGCUGGCAGGCGGUGUAUAUUGCAGAAUUCACGGCGGGGUUAUUCAUCGCUCAAUUAUCUAUUUGUCGCAAUCCUCAGCGACUCCUCCUCCCAACGACGACGACGACGAUGACAGAAAGUUCAUCCGAGAGACCGGCUAGAAAGAAACAAUCAUGGCCCGCCAAAAUUCUCCACUUCUUCCUCUUCAUCAUCGGAUUCAUCCUAUUAGGAGAAGUCGACUUCGGCCGAGCCGACCUCCGCCUCUGGGGUCCAUUCCCCUGGCGCUAUCUCAACAAAGUGAUUCCCUUCUGGUGGAUCGACAAAGCCGAAUACCUAUUCUGGCUGGGCAUUGGAGGUUUUAUGCUAGUGUACGCUUUGGAAUUUGGAUCUGGGUUACAGAAGCCCUUAAAAUGGACUGUCUCUCGCUAUCUAGGCGAUAUCUCUUUUGGUCUUUAUGCGAUGCAUCUGCCUUUUGGUCGAGGUAUCAAAGAAUUGUACCUUGACCCGUGGCGAGAAUCUCAUCUGGGUGAUUCAUAUUGGGCGCAUGCCUUUGUUACGAUUGUCAUUACCUUCAUUGUCAUCACCGCGGCGGACUAUUUCACGAGAAUUGAUCGGUUUGUCAUUCGCAGUGGGAAGAGAUUACAGGGCAGGAUGUUCACCAAGUGGUGAUGAAGAGAAAAGAGGGCUGGCUCGAUAUACUGGACAGGGCAAAGGGUCGGAAAUCAAGUUUGACUACUUCUCAUUUGACUCUUGACUGAUCUCCAUAUAUACAGCAUAUAUUCUGCACACCUACACGAGUUCUAAUGAAAUCAUCAUCAUUAUCGUCAUA
Molecule: messenger RNA, 2037 nt
Organism: Exophiala mesophila
Lineage: Eukaryota; Fungi; Ascomycota; Eurotiomycetes; Chaetothyriales; Herpotrichiellaceae
Exons: 1
Coding region: 195-1877 (560 amino acids)
Biological process (GO): polysaccharide biosynthetic process
Cellular component (GO): membrane
Molecular function (GO): acyltransferase activity, transferring groups other than amino-acyl groups
Source: RefSeq, a predicted model, not a curated record